UAGGCGGGUUCUCGGCCCGAGUGCCCGGCGCUCCGCCAUCCGGGAGUCCUCCCCCGGGUGGCUGCUGACCGGGCGUCUACCUCGGCUGAUGCUGGGUCCCUGAGGCCUCCGUCUGGCUCGGCUGAACACCGGUCGCCGGACCCUAUGUCCAUGGUGCGGGGACGUUCUCAUAUCGGUGGGCUGAACUGUCCAGGGCAAGGCCGCGGCCGGUUCGUUUCCUAGGGAAUACUGGAGGCCCAAGUGAGGUCAGAUGGGCAGCACGGAUGACUGGCACAGGGUCUUUGCCCAGAACAGGCUCGUCCCUCCCCACCCACAGAGAGCACGCCAGCUUUGGAAGGAGUCCACGGCAUUUCAGUGCAUCCUGAAGUGGCUUGAUGGGCCGCUAAUUAAGCAGGGGGUGCUGGACAUAUCAGAGGUUGAAUGCCAUCUUCGAGUGUCUCUCUUUGAUGUUACCUACCGACACUUCUUUGGGAGGACAUGGAGAACCACGGUGCAGCCAACCAUGCAGCUCUCUAGGCAGCCACCCAGGAUUGUCUUCAAUGAGCCCUUCUACUUUCACACGUCCUUGAACCACCCGAAUAUUGUGGCUGUGGUAGAAGUGGUCACUGAAGGCAGGAAGCGGGAUGACACUCUCCAGAUGCUGUCAUGUGGGUUUGGAAUUCUGCGGAUCUUCAGCAAUAAGCCAGAAUCCCCCGAGUCUGCUUCUCAGGACAAACGGUUGAGACUGUACCAUGGCACGCCCAGAGCCCUUCUGCACCCGCUCCUUCAGGACCCUGUGGAACAGAAUAAGCACAUGACCCCGAUGGAGAACUGCAGCCUGCAGUACACGUUGAAGCCACACCCACCCUUGGAGCCUGCCUUCCACCUGCUCCCCCAGAACCUCCUGGUGUCAGGUCUGCAGCAGAUCCCCGGCCUCCUUCCACCCCACGGGGAAACUGACGAUAUCCUGCGGAAGCCUCGCUUUCAGAAGCCCACCACGUGGUACUUGGAUGACCUCUUCUUCAACUUGUACCCCUCCCUGGAGAAGUUUGAGGAGGAGCUUCUGGAACUGCUCAUCAGCGACCACUUCCGGGAGGGAGGUUGCAUGCUGGAUGGUGGCACCCUCGAGGUCCUGGAGCGGCGCCUACACGUGUGUGUACACAAUGGACUGGGCUUCGUGCAGAGGCCACAGGUGGUUGUACUCGUGCCCGAGAUGGAUGUGGCCUUGACGCGUUCAGCCAGCUUCAGCAAGAGAGUCAGCAUCUCCUCCAAGAGCAGCAGCUCUGGAAAUCAGGCUCUGGUUUUGAGAAGCCGCCUGCGACUCCCUGAGAUGGUCAGUCACCCUGCGUUUGCCAUUGUCUUCCAGCUGGAGUACGUGUUCCACAGCUCUUCAGGAGCCGACGGCAGUGCAGCUUCGGCCACCUCUCUGUCCAACUUGGCAUGCAUGUACAUGGUUCGCUGGGCUGUUUGGAACCCUGUGCCGGAAGCCACCUCAGGAAAGGUGACCUUGCCUCUGCAGGGCGGGAUCUGCCCCAGCCCUGCGCACUGCCUGGUCUAUAAGGUGCCUUCAGCCAGCAUGAGCUCAGAGGAGGUGAAGCAGCUGGAGUCGGGGACCAUCCAGUUCCAGUUCUCACUAAGCAUGGACACCCCCACAGAGCAUGCCAAUGGCCCCAGGGCAGAACGGCGGUCCUUUAGGAAGCCACCCAUGUCCCCUCCAGGUCCAUCAACACUAUCACCCCAGGGUCUUGCUGCCACUCAGGACUCGCCUGUGGGACCAGGGCUGUCACUAUCCCAGCUGGCUGCCUCCCCUAAGUCCCCAGCUCUGCAUGGCUCUGCCAAGCCUGCUCUUCGGCCUCCAGACAGCUCCCAGCCCCAGGCACAGGAGUCCCUGUUGGAGGGCAGGGUCUCUCACUUGGAAGCUGACCUCAGCCAGACUUCUUUGGUCCUGGGAAGCACGGCUGGCGAGCAUCUGCAAGAGCUACCCUUCACCCCUUUGCAUGCUCCCAUUGUCAUGGGAGCCCAGACCAAGAGUUCUGGAAGCCAACUCUCAAGAGCUGAGAUGGCUGUCUUACAGUCUUCAGGCUUCCCUGAGAUUCUGGAUGGCAACCAGCAGCCAGCAGAAGCCAUCAAUCCCACAGACCCUGUGAGGUUCAACCCUCAGAAGGAAGAGUCCGAUUGUCUGCAAGGCAACGAGAUCGUGCUGCAGUUCCUCGCUUUCAGCAGAGCAUCCCAGGACUCCGAAGCAGCACCGUGGCCAGAGACUGUGUACCUCACCUUCCAGUUCUACCGUUUCCCCCCUGAGACAACGCCACGGCUGCAGCUGCUCAAGCUGGAGGGGACAGGGAAGACCAGCUCUGGCUUCUUGUCCCACAUCCUGGUUCCCAUUAAUAAAGAUGGCUGUGCUGACCCUGGGUCUCCUGGCUUGCAGCUGAGGUACACCGUGGGCCCUGGGUUCCUGAAGCCAGGCGAGCGGCACUGGUUCAUCCACUACCUGGCUGUGCAGACCCUGCAGGUCGACGUCUGGGAUGGAGACUCCUUGCUCCUCAUUGGAUCUGCUGUUGUCCCGAUGAAGCACCUCCUCCGCCAAGGGCGGCCAGCCGUGCAGGUCUCCCACGAGCUGGAGGUCGUGGCCACUGAGUACGAACAGGAAACAGCUGUGAUGAGUGGAGAUGUGACUGGCUUCGGCAGUGUCAAGCCCAUUGGAGUUCACACGGUGGUGAAGGGCCGGCUGCAUCUGACUUUGGCCAACGUGGGUCACACAUGUGAACAGAAAGCAAGAGGUUCCAGAUCACUGCCACCAUCCAGGUCUCGGGUCAUCUCAAACGAUGGAGCCAGCUUCUUCUCUGGGGGCAGUCUCCUUACUCCAGGAAGUCCCAGACGAAAACGUGUGGUCCAAGCACAGAAGCUAGCUGAUGUGGACAGCGAACUGGCUGCCAUGCUGCUGACCCACACUCGGGCGGGCCCCAGGCCCCAGAGUGCAGAGGGCGACACAGAUGCUGUCCAUAGGCGCAAGCUGGAGAGGAUGAGGUCGGUGCGCCUGCGGGAAUCUGGAGGGGACUCUGCCAGCCGCAGGACCAGCUUGCUGGUGCAGCAGAGUAUUCGUGCACAGCACUCACGUGACCUGCAGGUCAUUGAUGCCUACCGAGAGCGCACCAAGGCUGAGAACAUCGCCAAUAUGCUGAGCCGAACCAUCACCACACACCACACGCUGUAUGCAACCCUUGGCACUGCUGAGUUCUUCGAGUUUGCACUUAAGAAUCCAUACAACACACAACACACAGUGGCCAUUGAGAUCGACAACCCUGAGCUCAGCAUCAUCCUGGACAGUCAGGAGUGGAGGUACUUCAAGCAGGCCACUGGCCUGCACACACCGCUGGAGGAAGACAUGUUCCAUGUGCGUGACGGCCUGGCCCCCCAGCUCUACCUACGCCCCCGGGAGACUGCUCACAUCCCCUUCAAGUAUCAGAGCUUCUCUUCAGGCUCACCCAAUCUGAUGGCGCUAAAGCAGGCCCCUGCUGAGCUGAGCCCAGAGAAGGACACAGAAUCUAGAUCACUUUGGAAGUACAGCGCCAUGCCCACGAAACAUGCCAAGAUCCUGUUCCGGGCAGGCAGCGGCCAGCCCAUUGCUGUGCUGUGUCUGACGGUGGAGACCCAGCCUCACGUGGUGGACCAGGUCUUCCGCUUCUACCACCCGGAGCUCACCUUUCUGAAGAAGGCCAUCCGCCUGCCUCCCUGGCACACGAUUCCAGGUGCUCCUGUAGGGAUGCCUGGCAAGGAGCCUCCAGUCCAUGUUCGAUGCAGUGACCCAGAUGUCAUCUGUGAGGUCCAGAACAUGGGCCCUAGGGAGCCACAAGAUGUGUUUCUGAAGGUGGCCAGUGGUCCAAGCCCAGAGGUCAGAGACUUCUUUGUCGUCAUCUAUGCGGAUCGCUGGUUGGCAGUACCUGUGCAGACAUGGCAGGUCUGCCUCCACUCACUGCAGCGUGUGGACGUCUCGUGUGUAGCGGGCCAGCUAACCCGUCUGUCCCUUGUCCUUCGGGGGACCCAGACAGUUAGGAAAGUGAGAGCCUUCACUUCCCAUCCCCAGGAGCUGAAGACAGAGCCUGCAGGCAUCUUUGUGCUGCCACCACAUGGUGUACAAGACCUGCAUGUGGGUGUGAGGCCACGGAAGGCUGGCAACCGCUUCGUCCAUCUCAACCUGGUCGACGUGGACUACCACCAGCUGGUGGCCUCAUGGCUUGUGUGCCUCUCCUGCCGCCAGCCACUCAUUUCUAAGGCGUUUGAGAUCACGAUGGUGGCAGGUGAAGGGAAGAGCUCCAACAAGCGGAUCACCUACACUAACCCCUACCCCUCCCGGAGGACUUACCACCUGCACAGCGACCACCCUGACCUGCUGCGGUUCAAGGAGGACUCCUUCCAGGUCGCUGGAGGGGAGACUUACACCAUUGGCCUUCAAUUUGCACCAAGUAGCUGCUCUGGGCAGGAGGAGAUCCUGAUCUACAUCAAUGACCACGAGGAUAAGAACGAGGAGACAUUUUGCGUGAAGGUCAUCUACCAGUGAAGGACAGUGCACGUCCCAGGGAAUGCCUCCCUGUAGACUGCUUUUCCCAGCCUCGUUGCAGCUGUGUCCCCAGGACCAGCCUGGAUGGCCAGUGACCUUGGCUGAUGGGGGAGGGGCUGUGUCCCUGGUCACUGUAUAAUGCCUGUGUCCAGCUAAGCUGUGCCAACACCAGUGAGGACACAAGGUGGAUUCGAGGUGUGAGUGUGAACUUGGGGUGGCAGCCAUGGCCUUGCUCUGCCUGGAGAGUACAUGCUCUCAAGUUGCCUCUGCAGCUCACAGGUUGUCUCCAUCUAUAACAUUCUGAUUUGCUUUUCACAGUAUGUAUUUUAUGAAUCAUUUAUAAUGAUAAAAUUAUGUUUUUUACUAGCUUUUAUACAAACAUAAUAUUAA
This is a messenger RNA of Jaculus jaculus (lesser Egyptian jerboa), 4927 nucleotides long. RefSeq names its product nephrocystin 4 (gene Nphp4). Gene Ontology annotation, cellular component: ciliary transition zone; ciliary base; ciliary basal body. The transcript is spliced from 30 exons. The coding region runs from base 251 to 4537 and encodes 1428 amino acids. The record is from RefSeq and is a predicted model, not a curated record. Gene Ontology annotation, biological process: negative regulation of canonical Wnt signaling pathway; protein localization to ciliary transition zone. Lineage: Eukaryota; Metazoa; Chordata; Mammalia; Rodentia; Dipodidae.